CACAACACCAACCAUGAGAUACCAGGUGGCCUUCCUUCUUGUUCUCCUAGCGGGGAUGACUUCGUCCGCCUGCCACGGCAGCCACUGUGGAGGUGGAUUCUCAGUGGCACAUGGCGGAGGAUCUUCAGUUGGACAUGGGGUAGGAUCUUCUGGAGGAUAUGGUGGAGGAUCUUCAGUAGGCCAUGGCGUAGGAUCUUCAGUAGGCCAUGGCGUAGGAUCUUCAGUAGGCCAUGGCGUAGGAUCUUCUGUAGGAUAUGGCGUAGGAUCCUCUGGAGGGUAUGGAGGAGGAUCUUCUAUUGUCAAUGGUGGAGGAUCCUUAGGUGAACAUGGUGGAGGAUCCUCUAUUGUCCUUAGCGAAGGAACUUUGGGAGGAUAUGGUAGAGGAUCUUUCAUAAUCCGUGGCGCAGGACGUUCUGGUGGAUUUGGCGGAGGAUCAUUUAGUAACUCAGUCUACGGCGGAGGAUCAGGAUUCAACGGAGGAUCACUGGGAGGCUUCUCAGGAGACUUCAACUCGGGAGUAGCUGGAGGCUUCGUCGGGGCCUUGGGUGAUGGAUACGGGUCUUCAGGCAACACCUUCGGGGGCCACGAUGGUUUCUUCGGCGAUGGCUAUUCUGGGGGUGGCUUUGACAGCCAGUCAGGAGGCUUCACAUCUGGCGGUGGCUUCACAUCUGGCGGUGGCUUCACAUCGGAUGGAGGCUUCAAUUCAGGCGGAGGCUUCUCUUCAGGAGGAGGCUCCAGCAGUUACUUCAAUGAACCGACUGGCAAUAGCUUAACAGGAACCAUCAGCCAAAGCUACUUACCUCCUCACAGAAAGUAAACACUGACCUUCAGGCUGCUAUCACACAUUAUACCCAACAAGGAAAACUUCAAAAUACCCUAUAUAUAAAGAGUAGUUAAUAAACACUGACCUUUAAUUAAGGUUUUUGAACGAUUUUUUUCCUUCAAGACUUGUAUCUAUGUGCAGAUGGCAAUAAAUUAUGAUUAUCUUUA
Homarus americanus (American lobster) is the source of this 990-nucleotide messenger RNA. RefSeq names its product keratin, type I cytoskeletal 9-like. NCBI's taxonomy places the organism in Eukaryota, Metazoa, Arthropoda, Malacostraca, Decapoda, Nephropidae. Bases 14 to 817 code for a protein of 267 amino acids. The record is from RefSeq and is a predicted model, not a curated record. The transcript has 2 exons.